This is a messenger RNA of Colletes gigas, 3102 nucleotides long. It is a transcript of the gene Zip99C, whose product is annotated as zinc transporter ZIP13 homolog. The coding region runs from base 941 to 2281 and encodes 446 amino acids. Lineage: Eukaryota; Metazoa; Arthropoda; Insecta; Hymenoptera; Colletidae. Gene Ontology annotation, cellular component: membrane. The transcript is spliced from 5 exons. Gene Ontology annotation, molecular function: zinc ion transmembrane transporter activity. The record is from RefSeq and is a predicted model, not a curated record. Gene Ontology annotation, biological process: zinc ion transmembrane transport; intracellular zinc ion homeostasis.
UAAUGCGCAUUAACCGUUCCGUCAGUGUGGUGAGUGGGCAAGAUUGUGCGUUAUUUCAUAAUCAAUAGAAAUAAAGUAAGAAUAGAAGGAGAUAACCAACGACAGUGCGAUUUCUGUCUGUCGGAUCGCCGCGGUCAGCCAUUGUCGGCGCGAAAACGCGAGAACCACGAGUCGUACAUAACCAAGAAAUUCGAGGAGCCAGGAAGGGCCUAAGAAUUGUGGGCUGCUGUGUAAUUGUGAUUUGUUGUUUCGAUGGAAUGAUGCAUCAUCGCGUCGAAGACGAAUCGAACAACCCCAGGCAGAAAUUGUACAGCGAGGAGCGAAAAAAAGAAUAGAGAGACACGCGAUAGUCGACGAGAGCAGAAACGAUAUUGUUGACCGUUGUCGUUGAGUAUUUAUCGUCACGGGACUGAUCAGGAUGCUAUUGUCUUCGUAUUGCGACGGUAUGAAAUAACAAGAGGCUUGAUUUAAUCGAGAAAACCGGCGACGGUAGAGGCGGCGACCGCCUGAUUCGUAGCGUCCGCACUCAGUUCUCAGUGUAGGCUAGUCGGUCGCUCGUUAGUCGUGGUCACUCGACGAAUUUUCUUUACCCCGGGUGACAGCAUUCUUACCUCCCGCAAGACAUUCACCCGCGCAUAAGUUAUUUCCGAAUUGUUUAACGGUACGCUUACGUACAGCAGCGCAAUUACAUUCCCGAUAGAGUAACGGCGAGAGGUUAUUUUCGUGUAAACAGACCAGUCGCACGAAGAGACGUACGGUAUCGAUAAACGCUGAUAGUUAACGGUGUGUUUUGCUCGUUGAAUAUUCAAGCGGUCCCGAUAACGUUAAUUAAAAAUCAUCGGAAGUGUGAUCGUCGCCGGGGGACAAAGGAUUCUGGGAAACGUACGGUUCGUUCGAAGGAUUUUUACCGAGCGGCGUUUGAUACACAAAACGUGCAAACAUGGCGGCAAACACAAGCGCAGAGAAUUGCACCGACUUUGCCGGAUUCUUCUAUGAAAUUGUUAUGGAGGACAUGUGGACGUCAUGGGAUGCCACGAUGGAAUAUUUUCAGUACUCCCCGUGGUUGUUUUCCCUGCUAGGCAGCACCGUGAUAGGACUAACCGGUAUCUUCCCUCUCUGGAUCAUCCCCAUCGAAGACGGUGCCGAUUUUAAAACAGGAGAUAGCGCUGGCACGCUGAAAAUACUGUUGAGCUUUGCGGUCGGCGGUCUUCUGGGCGAUGUUUUCUUGCACCUUCUACCGGAAGCAUGGGGGAACAAGUCACUGAACAGAGUCUCGGAUGAUGGUCGACCCUCGAUGACUUCUGGCUUAUGGGUGCUCGGUGGUUUUCUAGUAUUUGUCAUAGCGGAGAAACUCUUCAACGUUGAGAGGGAAUCCGAGGAUGUGGACGAGUCCGUGGUAACGGACAAUCAGGACGCGGAGAAAGAAAUGGAGAACAAUAAUAGCAUCACGUUGAUCGGUGACAAACCGCAGAACGGAUUUUCGAAGCCUUACGAUGAUUUGUUCACGGAUAUAGUCAGCGCCAUCAAUAAGCUGAAGCCCACUUUGGAGAAGAAGAACGGGUACUCCCAGAUACCGAAUGGCUACAAAGACGCGCGCAGAAAGAAUAGCUUGGACGGUAACGGUAUCGAGCCAGUAUCGGUAUGUAACAAAUUCUCUGGCAGACUAGAGGGUAUGUCGAUGGACGAAGCGAGAAAUUGCUUAAAAAACUUGAAGGAAAUGAAGAACGACAUCUCUGACAAAUUGUCGAACGAUCGCGUCGACAAGCAGAAUCUUGCGACCGGCGUUUCUGGCAAUAAAAAGACUGUCGGUAAAGAGAAAUCGAAAUCGAAACAUAUAACCGGCUAUCUGAAUUUAACAGCGAAUAUCAUUGACAACUUCACGCACGGAUUGGCCGUUGGCGGCUCUUUCCUCGUGUCCCUUCGUUUAGGGGUGCUCACCACAUUCGCUAUCCUAAUACACGAGAUACCUCACGAGGUCGGUGAUUUCGCUAUACUGCUACGCAGUGGAUUUAACAGGUGGGAUGCUGCGCGCGCACAGCUCAUCACUUCUACCGGUGGUAUUUUCGGAGCUAUGUCCGCGGUGUUCUUUUCCGGUGGCAAGGCAGGAGCGACGACAAGUUGGAUAUUACCAUUCACAGCUGGUGGCUUUCUGCACAUUGGUUUGGUAACCAUUUUACCAGAACUGAUUAAAGAAUCUAGUCCGAAAGAAUCGUUGAAGCAAAUCGCCGCAUUGCUCUUAGGUAUCAUCGUGAUGGCGGUUCUGACGAUUCUUUGCGAUUAGGAUGACUUCGUUUUGUAAUCAAAUUGUCGACUACUAGUUUAACGUGUGCCGAGUAUAGAUAAUUUUUUUAUAUUUAGCAUCGCCUUGGUACGCGUCGAAACGGUAAUUCGAGUUUGCCAUAAAAAAAAAAAAAAAAAAAGGGAAUUAUUCCGUGUAAUAAUUGUUGCUCAAUAAAGAUGGGUCUACGUAUGCGUCUAGACAGCGAAGAAACGAGGAACGACGAUUAACGACUGAUCGAAAUCAGAUUCAAAUUAUGUAACCAUCAUAUGCUGAGUUUAGUUCCGAAAUAGAGGUUUAUAGUUUGUUUACAUUUGCAACGUUUUAACCGAAAUCUUUUUUUUCCAUUUGAUCCAACUCUAAUUUCGUGGUUUCGAUAUCAACGAAUCGAUUUAUUUUCACUCAUAAGCAUAAACGCAAAAAAAAAGCAUAAAAUCAAGCAUAAAAAUAAAAAAAAAGCCAGCGAGAAAUUUAAAAGGAGUAUUUGUACGAAUUAUAUUUAUAUUUUUCGAUCGUUUAUCGUGGGAUCGUAUUAUUGGCAGUUCGAGAUUAUUGAUUUAUAUUAAUACUUUAAGGGAUAUUGUUAGAAACCUGACAUAGUUUAUACACGAAUAUACGUAUGUUCUUCUGUAAAGUAUCGGUAAACGUGUUGUUUGUGAGAAACGUUAAUUCCGUUUCUGAAGAUAUUGUCGCACUUGAAACUCCGUUGCCUAGAAGUUACAACAAUCGAAACCAGUAUUGACAUAUAACUUUCACGUUGUCAAAUGAAUUGUGUAUGUAUAUAACCUUUAUGCUUCCUUAUUUAUCGUUUAAAACAAACAAAA